This is a messenger RNA of Drosophila kikkawai, 1302 nucleotides long. It is a transcript of the gene kraken, whose product is annotated as serine hydrolase like 2 kraken. NCBI's taxonomy places the organism in Eukaryota, Metazoa, Arthropoda, Insecta, Diptera, Drosophilidae. The record is from RefSeq and is a predicted model, not a curated record.
AUGGGCCAAAAUUUAUUGACAAGGCAAAACUCGGGCGAAACUUUUGUGCGACAGUCUCUCGGAGAUUCGCAAUCGCCGCAGUCGUCACCAGCUGGGUCUGACCCGUACCCUCGAUCGUAAACCCCGUUUCCGCAGCCGUAACAUGGGCCAGACACGCGUAGCCAACACAACCACAACGCUGCCUUCAUCCGCUGAGGUGUCGUCGCCGAAGACAAAUGGCCAGGUGGAUAUAGAGGAGCAGCUGCUGGGCGAGGACAGCUGGGAGGAGUUCUCCAUUGACGUGCCCUGGGGCACAGUGGCGGGUAAAUGGUGGGGUUCUCGGGAACAACAGCCUAUUAUAGCGCUCCAUGGCUGGCAGGAUAACUGCGGCAGCUUCGAUCGCCUGUGCCCGCUGCUGCCCCGCAAUUCGUCCGUCCUGGCCAUCGAUCUGCCCGGCCAUGGCAAGUCCUCGCACUAUCCGCAGGGCAUGCAGUACUUCAUCUUCUGGGACGGCAUCUGCCUGAUCCGUCGCAUUGUCCGAAAGUACAACUGGAAGAAUGUCACCCUGCUGGGCCAUUCACUGGGCGGCGCUUUGACCUUCAUGUACGCCGCCAGCUUUCCGGAUGAGGUAAACAAGCUAAUCAACAUUGAUAUCGCUGGACCCACGGUUCGCGGUGUCCAGCGGAUGGCCGAGGGCACUGGCAAGGCCCUGGACAAGUUCUUGGACUACGAAACGCUGCCCGAGAGCAAGCAGCCUUGCUAUGCGUACGACGAGAUGAUCAAACUGGUGCUGGACGCCUACGAUGGCUCUGUGGACGAGGCGUCGGUGCGUGUCCUGAUGAAGCGGGGAAUGCGGCAUAAUCCCAGUCAGGAUGGUUACCUGUUUGCCCGGGAUCUGCGGCUAAAGGUGAGCCUGCUGGGCAUGUUCACCGCGGAGCAGACCAUGGCCUAUGCCCGUCAGAUUCGUUGCCGAGUGCUGAAUAUACGCGGCACUCCUGGCAUGAAGUUCGAGACGCCGCAGGUCUAUGCGGAUGUGAUUGCCACCCUGAAGGAGCACGCCUCGAAGGUGGUGUACGUGGAGGUGCCGGGUACCCAUCACCUGCACCUGGUUACCCCGGAACGUGUGGCGCCGCACAUCAAGCAAUUUCUGCUGGAACCGUGAGCUACUUAAGUUUGGAGGCUACCUAGUUAGGAUGUAGGAUGUAGGCUAGGCUAGAGUGUAUGUAUGUAUAUAUCAUAUAUCAGUAUAAUGUUGUGAGUAAUAACAAAAUAAAUAUAUGACUAAAUUGUGCACAAAUUUUUACGAAUUUGUUGUAUAUUUUA